Cladophialophora psammophila CBS 110553 is the source of this 336-nucleotide messenger RNA. RefSeq lists its product as uncharacterized. Gene Ontology annotation, cellular component: mitochondrial large ribosomal subunit. NCBI's taxonomy places the organism in Eukaryota, Fungi, Ascomycota, Eurotiomycetes, Chaetothyriales, Herpotrichiellaceae. Bases 1 to 336 code for a protein of 111 amino acids. Gene Ontology annotation, molecular function: structural constituent of ribosome. The record is from RefSeq and is a predicted model, not a curated record. The transcript is spliced from 2 exons.
AUGAUAACGACAUACUUAACCUCGUUAAAAGCGAGAUUCAACCCCUUCAGCGCAUCAUCCAAAAUCCCGCGUCUGUUCCUCACUCUCCUCCCCGCAGACGCUCAUAAAAGCCUCAAGAUAUCCUCCACUGCUCUCCCACGAACCUCCGCGGAACCCAGCACAUUAGAACUCGGAUUCAAAGAUGGGAAGGUGGUAAAAUAUUCAUGGGGUGCCGAGGCGCCGCGGGUGAACAAGGGAAAGAAAGGAUCAGGGGAGCGAGUGACGCUGCACGACAUUGUAGAAGAAGUUGACAGGCAUGCAAGGGUGUUGGCAAGGAAGGAGGAGUUGGCUGGCUGA